Molecule: messenger RNA, 2829 nt
Organism: Asterias rubens (European starfish)
Lineage: Eukaryota; Metazoa; Echinodermata; Asteroidea; Forcipulatida; Asteriidae
Product: denticleless protein homolog
Exons: 10
Coding region: 4-2670 (888 amino acids)
Biological process (GO): mitotic G2 DNA damage checkpoint signaling; proteasome-mediated ubiquitin-dependent protein catabolic process
Cellular component (GO): nucleus
Molecular function (GO): protein-macromolecule adaptor activity; protein binding
Source: RefSeq, a predicted model, not a curated record
UUAAUGUCUGGAGAGUGUGCUGCAUUCCUUGGCGUCUGCUGUGCUGCUCUGUACUGUUCCUUUAUUAUAAACUUCCAUUGUAUUGUAAAUUUGCAUGUUUUAACUUCAGAAAUUGAAAUGGUGUUUUCUUGGACAAGAGUCAAGCCUGUUUAUGGGUCAAAUAUACCAUGGCAACUAACAACAGCAGGACAUCAUGACGUUUGGCGAUACCUGCACGACAAAACCUUACUUCUCGGUUCCUACCCAGAAGACCAAUACAUAUUUGAAGCGGAGAAUCAAGUGGAGCAGGUUCCUCCAUUCGCCUGUAGCUUCUCUAAGAUGACGGCAAAUUCUCAUCUUCUUGCUGUGGUUGAUGAAGAUGGGUUUGUUACCCUUAUUGAUACCUCUCAAGCUGCCAAAGUUGUCAAAGUUUUUCGAGCGCACAGGAACGCAGUGUUUGAUGUGGCCUGGGCUGAUGGCAAGAACCAUUUAGUGACUGCAUCAGGGGAUCAGAUGGCAGUCCUGUGGGAUGUAGCGACAGGUAAAGCCCUCGGCGUCUUCAUGGGGCACAGCUGCAGCUUGAAGUCGGUGUGUUUCCGUCCUGGAGAUUGUCACGUCUUUGCUACAGGGGCCAGGGAUGGCAACAUCUUAGUGUGGGACACCAGGUGUAAUAACAGAGGAGGUAGCAGUGUUUCUCAUCACACUGCAGUGAACAUUAUAAAAGAAGCCCAUGCUGAAGUAGCCAAGCAGAGAAAUAUUCCAACUAGAAAACGCAGCCGACUGUCUCCCUCUGUCCUGGUCAGGGGUGACAGCUUGUCCAGUGUCACGGUCGUUAACUUUCAGGACGAUAUGUCACUGUUUUCAGCUGGAGCAACAGAUAGUACAAUCAAGGUCUGGGAUUUGAGAAAAUACAACAAAGGAAUGAAGCGAGCUCCAAGCCCAUGCCUGGUUUAUCCUUAUGCAGGAACGAGCAACAAAAAUGGAGGUUUUUCAAGUCUUGUGUUCAACUCCACGAGAAGCGAGUUCUACGCCAGCUGCAUGGAUGACAUCAUCUAUCGUCACAGUACCCUAGGGCUACAGACGCAGCCAAUAGCAACUUAUUCUGGCCAUCAAAACUCAUCGUUUUAUGUCAAGAGCGCCCUCUCGCGAGAUGACGGUCUCCUGCUGAGUGGGUCCGGUGACGGGAAGGCUUACAUUUGGAAUGUCCAUCAACCACACUGUCCACCUGUCACCCUUUGUGGUCAUGAAGAUGAGGUUACUAUGGUUACAUGGGCAAAGGAUGAUUUCCCAAAGGCUGUGACUGGUGCUGACGACGCUUCCGUUCGAAUCUGGAGAUUACUCAAAUCUGAUGAUUCAACCUCUUCCAAUGGAGCUCCAAAUCGACUCAUUGGACAUGCAGAACAAUCAAAACUAAAAAUCCAAAUGAAAGAAAACCUACCACCAGCUAAGAGCAAUGAACCUCCUACUAGACAGGGCACACCCCCUCCUCAGACCAGAGUGAAGUCAAAUAAAGAAGAAUUCAGAUCAGCGUCUGCUCCAUCAUCUCCAGUAACUCCCAACCCCCCACAGAGAAGACAUUCUUCAAUAUCAGAUUGGCUCAAGAAUAGCCCUAAAUCUAGCCCAAGAUCACCGGUCACUAAAAGCUCUCAAACCCUAACUAAAUUUGUAACGCUGAAACCAUUAUCACAGAUGACCCAUGAACGAACCCAAGUGGGGACCCUAGAAAGAAUCGUAGGACCAAGUGUCGCUCAAAGCACAAGUCGAAACAGAAUUGUAGGUGCUAGUGUUGCAAAACAAACUAUCGUCAAGAAUGACGCUAAAGUAACUUCAGGUCGUGGUACUAAGGAAAAUUCAUCCAGAAAUGAAAACAGCUCAACUCUGAACAAAGAUAGUUCGAUUAGGAAAGACCACAUGCCUACAGAAGGUGCAGAAGUUGUGAGCCGAAAGAAAACAAUCAUUUUGGCAGAAAAAUCUUCAAAUAAGAGCACUGUGGAAACUCAUGAAACCCCAGAGACUUCACAAGAGAAACAAAGUGGAACCUCAGAUCCGCUUCAGGAGACGGACAGCCACAAUGAGCCACUAUUGAAAAUGUCAAGAAAGAAUCAACUACAUUGCCAAAGUUCCACACUCCAGCAUCGAACUGCCAACUCGUUCACAGAUCAGAGCUUACUAAAAACUUUGUGCCAAGAACAAUCUCAACUUCAAGUCUCAGCUCACAAAUGCAAAAUCGAGAGAAAACAAUCGGUUCAAACUUCAUCUCCAGUAACUUCAACCCUCUCAAUUCAAGAUGGUGGUACUUCACCGAGAUCCGGCAAGAGGAAAGUCCUUGAGUUGGAGACUAACAAAGUGAAGAAGGCUAGAACAGUUGGGAGAGGCAGGGACUUUCUUACAAGCCACGCUCAGCAUCAGUUAUGCACGUGCAGUUGCUCUGGAAAUCAUAGACACCCUACUGGUAAUGUAACGGCAAGCAACAUUACUGUAUCAGAGAGUGACAUUGUGGCUGGGCAAACUGUUGGAGUGAGUAGUUCGCCAGAGGGGACAGGCUUUGGGAAACAAACACCAAAGACCACAGACUGCAACAACUCGACUAAGAAUAUCUGUUUCUACUUCCGGCCACAUGCUAGAGAGGUUAGGCGAUCCUAUUCAGACAGUAGUGUGUUAUCCAAGGGAUCGACGGUCAACUCUGGAUGAGCAAAAAAUAAGUUGAAUUGUAGAGGAUUUAACAAAUUUCCAAGUCAGCUUCCCUGGUAUUUGAAAUAAGUUGCCUCGCGUUAAGGCCUUCCCUCGGCUGCCAUUUCCCAGGUUGUAUUGUAAACUUGGGUGUGAUCUGUGGCUACACAGCAGUGAAUG